Sturnus vulgaris (Common starling) is the source of this 4449-nucleotide messenger RNA. RefSeq names its product cytokine receptor like factor 3 (gene CRLF3). The record is from RefSeq and is a predicted model, not a curated record. Gene Ontology annotation, molecular function: protein binding. NCBI's taxonomy places the organism in Eukaryota, Metazoa, Chordata, Aves, Passeriformes, Sturnidae.
CGACGUGUCGGGGAAAGGGAUGCGAUCUGAAAUCUGUUACUGAGCUCAGCCUCGUUUUCGGGGACCAGAGGGAGCUUUCGCAGGCAAAAAUGCAUAUCUUAAAGAACUACGUUUUCCAAAGUAGCUGGGCUGUUAAGUCUGAUUUAAUAGGAAGCAUUAUUCCCAUCUUCACAUCAGGUACCUGCCUGGACAGGCUGCUCCCUGCUCUGGAUGCCGGGCUGUCCCCAUGCACCGCAGUGCCUGGGUCACGUACUCCGUGGGUCAGGCAGGAGGGCUGCCAGCAUUCCAGGUUAGCUGGUUUGUCUGCAGCUGUGCAAUGGAGCCAGGGCACAUUUCCCACUGGGACUGUGACCCACCCGCUGGGAGAUGCAGGAGGAGAUAGGCAGGUGUGGGCAGGGAGAGCCGGGGCUGGCUCCUCUGCUCAGGCAGCCUCUCAGCAUAUGGGGCUUGCAGACUGCCUUGAUGUCUUUGAUUCAGGUCUGCAAGAGGUAAAUAAAAACCCAAACAAAACCGAACUUAGCUAGUGUUUCUGUGGUGACUUGUUAGUUUUUCUGAAGCAGAUCCCGUUAGUGCAGAAACCUGCUGUAAAUCUGGGUGAGUGUCCUGCUCCCAGUGCAUGUAGAUGAUCACUGGACAUUUAAUUAGUCAGCACUGAAAACACAGGCUGCUUAAGAAAAUUAAUUGUUCACGGCUCUCUUUCGUCCAAACCUUGUCAUUUCAAAGUGUUGCUUGGCAAUUCCAAGUGCAGUGAGAGGCAGCCCAUGUGCCUUUGUGCAGGGAAUGUGUAGUUGGCUCACCUUUCCUUUUCCUCUUGGGGGCAAUUUCUUUGCUGUGUGCAUGUUUCUGUUUUCUCUCUUUCCAUCUUCAGGACCACUUGGUGUUUCGUGCACAUCCAAAAGUUCCCUGUGUUCCCAAAGUGCUGAGUGUGCUACACUGGGGUUCAUAUAGUGGCAGCUUUAUUAUUUGAGGAUUGUUUGGCUGAUGGGAUAGGACUGAUGUGAUCACUUACGUUGCAUCCUUUUCCUUUGGACCAAUGGGACAUGAUUUUCCACAAUCUUCACACAGCUCUGUGUUCAGGGACUUGCAUUUCCUCUUUUGCAUGAUGAGCAGUAUCUAAUCCUGGGGCUGAGCUGCUGCAUUUGUAUCUGUCUGUAAUGGACCUAAAGAGCUUGGAGAAAUCAAAGAUAGUGCAACAUUGACCAGAGAUGUGCUUGAGCAGCAUUUUAGCGAUUUGAAAGGGACCCUGAAGAAGCUGCUGGACGAGCGACUGAUGUCCCUGCUGCAGGAAGUGGAUGUCAUAGAGCAGGAGAGCAUCAAGCCCCUGGAUGAGUGCCAGAAGCUGAUAGAGCACGGAGUCAGCACCGCCGAUGAUCUGCUCCGGGAAGGAGAGAGUGCAGUCGAUGGAGAUGUGGGACAACAGAAUGAGAAACUUUGCAACUUUACAAAAAAAGCUUUACAUAUUCAGCUAGAUAGCUUACCAGAAGUGCCCUCCUUGGUUGAUGUGCCUUGUUUAUCUGCCCAGCUGGAUGACUGCCUCCUUACUAUAUUGAAAAAUCAAAUAUUCAGACAUGGAACUGUGGCAUCCCGCCCUCCUGUACAGCUGGAGGAAUUUGUGGAAAAGCCUGGAGGUAUUUUAGUCCGAUGGUGUAAGGUGGAUGAGGAUUUCAUACCCCAGGACUACCGGCUGCAGUACCGCAAGAGCUCUGCCAGCCACUUCGAGGAUGUGUACGUGGGCUCAGAGACAGAGUUCAUGGUGCUGCACAUCGACCCCAACGUGGAUUACCAGUUCCGGGUGUGUGCCCGGGGGGACGGGCGGCAGGAGUGGAGCCCCUGGAGCGUCCCCCAGAGCGGCCGCACCUCGCUGGUGCCCCACGAAUGGACAACUGGUCUGGAGGGUUACAGCCUGAGCAGCCGAAGAAACAUAGCGCUGCGGAAUGAUUCUCAGUCGUGUGGUGUGCUCUACUCCAAAGCUCCCACUUAUUUUUGUGGGCAAACAUUAACAUUCAGAAUUGAGACCGUGGGGCAGCCAGACCGCCGGGACAGCCUGGGGGUGUGCGUGGAGCAGCGGAACGGCGACGACUCCCUGCAGAGGGACAAAGCCGUGUGCAUCAGCACAAAUGGGGCAGUAUUUGUAAAUGGAAAAGAGAUGACAAACCAGUUGCCUGCUGUUACUUCUGGCUCGACUGUGACCUUUGACAUGGAAGUUGUGCAGUUGGGACCCUGCAGCAACGAGGGAGGAAACUUCAAGCUUCGAGUAACCAUCAGCUCUAACAACAGAGAAGUGGUCUUUGACUGGGUACUUGAUCAGUGCUGUGGUUCUUUGUAUUUUGGAUGUUCAUUUUCAUACCCAGGCUGGAAGGUUUUGGUCUUUUAGCAGCGAGUAAAGGGAUUUUUUGUUCUUGCUGUAAAGUGUAAUGUUAAAAGCUGGGUUUCCAGCUGUUUGACAACAAUCUGGUAACAAACCCCUGUCUUUAUAGUACUUGAACUCCACUAUAUUGUACUUCAUACUGGAUUAAUUUAAACAAUAAUUGUGAAACAUUGGAUUUGUUACUCUGGAAAAAGCUAGAAACAAGCAUUUGUGUAGGCAAAUUAAUUUAAGCAGUCCAUCAGCCCUUUCCCCUUUUUCCUCUAGACUUGAUUUUUGUCAGUAUUUCAUUGUACUCGUCUCAGGGUACGCGCAUUGUGUAGAAUUAACUUUGCUUAAAGCUGCUGCUCUGUGAAGCAAGCGUUUUGGGGGUGGUAAUGGACCAAAGUUGUAUUUCUACCACUCAGAGCACAGUAUUUAGAGCAGCCAGGUCCUGCUGUGCUUCCUUGUGCACGAUGCUGCCUUAGGAGUCUGAGUGGGCAGCGGGGCCGCCCUGGCAGCCGCUUCCUCCGCGCACGGUACUGUUCAUCCCUACAGCAGGGACUCUGAGCCAGCCUGCCUGUCACUGUCUCACUUAAGUGCCUUACUUCCAUAGUUCUUGAACUGUUUUCUGUGUUGUCACUUGGAGUAUGUUUUCUAGACUAGCUGCAUGGUGAUGCUUACAUUGCCCAUGCACAACUGCCAGAGCAGGAUUUUAUCCUGAGCCUCUCUGAAUGUCUUCCCUGGUUACAGUUCACACAGAGCCUGUGUCAGAGCAAGUCUGUGAUUUGGUACCUGAGCUCAAGCUGUGCAUUGGCAGCUGUGAUUCCUCAGAACCCUUGCAAUACUCAGAGACAACCUUCUCUUACUCUCUGACGACACAAAUGCUGUUGUGAUGUGCAGAAUUCAUGGCAAUCCCAAAUUCUGCCUGGGGACACGGUGCAUGGCUCAAGCACUGCAGACAGACCAAUGCUGCUGGAGCUCCACCUGGAGUAAGGGAGAUGGGCUUUGGGUGGGCUUCAGGCAGAGCCCAACUGCAGAUUUAAUCUGGGGUAGUCAGAAUUGAAGAGAUGGUGGUAAGAUAAAUAAUAGUGUGAAUUAAAUGACUUGGAAUUCAGAAGUUACAUAAAGUUACACAUUUUUUCUCUAAAGAGCAACUAAGAUGGAUAAGCUCAGUCUCGAAGAGAGCCAAUUCCUGGUUAAAAGAUUGCAAUGCUACUGGAUUUAAAGAAUAUUUAAAAGUAAUACUCACUGAGGGGCAUCUUACCUCAAAUUCAAUUAAAAUUAAAUGUAUUUUAUCGUUAGAAUAGCACUAUUUUUAUAAAGCCUAGACAAUCAUACUGCCUUUCCUUCAGUGGCAAUGUGCUACAUUAGCCCUCUAUGCUACCAUAAUAAGCUUAAAGCAUAAAAGCUUAUUUUACAAUUAAUUAGCAUUGCCCAUACUCACACUGUCAGUACAAAAAGAUCAGCCAUCCUGCCUGAAUUUUUCCCCAAGCAGCUGUAGCAGGGGUACAGGAAUUUCAGACAAGGAGAAUGGCUGUUGGUAUUUAUACUGACCUAUUUACAGGAGGAAAAAAAAGUGUGUGGGUUUAGAUGAGUGCAAAGAACCUGCACAAGGCAGAGUUAGGUUGGAAUUGGCUGGAAGACUGAAGUGCUGCAGGUCACAUUAUCCACUGCUAGCAACAAAGGGCCUGCAGCACUCUUAGUUUUUCAAGCUUCACUAGUUCUGUGUUAGGGAAAAAGAGAAUACUGGCUUAUCCUGUGCUUUCAAUGUUACUUCAGUUCUCCUGUAAAGAGUGUUUUCCAUACUUUUACAAAAAGGUUCAGUAGAUGAAAGUGUCAGUCCUGCUCAGAUAGCAUCUGACUUAAAUCGUGCUCCGUGUAGUAGUGCUGGUGAUUCUACUUAUACACUUCAGGUAUCAGGUACUAGUUGUAACUUAGUACUUUUACCAUAUGGAGACUAAAAUUGUGAAUAUCCACACUUCUGAGGUACCAACGGGUCAGGUACCUUUUCAUUUCCUUUUGGAGGGGCUGGUCAGACUGUAGAUUCUGCAGGAUUUUUACUUACAUAUUAGAAAAUAAAGCUUAAACCUUCAAUUCAGGUA